Molecule: messenger RNA, 3596 nt
Organism: Linum trigynum
Lineage: Eukaryota; Viridiplantae; Streptophyta; Magnoliopsida; Malpighiales; Linaceae
Source: the annotation of a GenBank genome assembly
CUCCGAGCCGCCUGACCGGUUGAACCAAUAAGGUCAGACUCGGGCAAUUCUGUCAAAUACUUUCCAGCUGCCGAUUGAAACGGUUGAACGGCCUGACCCCUGUCUCGUCGUCACUCUGUCAAAUUCCUAUUCCCUCCCAAAAGUUGAAUUGAAGAAACGAGGAACCCUAAACACCGAAUUGAUUCCUCUACCAUCUACCUCUGCUUGCCAUUUGGGGUGAAAGCAGAAAUUCCCACUUUCUCUCCGGCGGUGACUGGUCGGAGAGUUGAGGGGUUGGGUGCAGGCCAGUAGCCCAACAGUUCCAAGUCCUCGACUUCACAGUCUCUUUCUCGGGAAACAGUUUCCGAGUGCAGUUCGAGAGAUUGAAUUCAUUUCCACCCUCCGGAUUUUUGGAGAUAUAAGCCUUGCCCGUGGCGAUGAUCGAGCUAGGAGAAGAUGGGCAAAACAGUGAGCAACUUCUUGAGGAUCACGGAAAUGGACUCGAUUUUGACGACAACGAUCUUGAAAUCGAGACUGAUGACCUUGAAAUUGAUGACACCAACCUUGAUAUAGAUUCCCAUGCCCUUGGUAUUGAGGAGAGUGCUCUUCAGCUAGAGGGCAAUGAUCUCGAGAUAGAAGAGACGAACUUUGAGCUAGAAGAGAACAAUCUUGAGAUAGAAGACAAUGACCUUGAGAACGAUUGUGAGCAAAUGCUUGAAUUUGAAGAACAUGGUCAUACCAGCAAUGAUAUGGCAACCCCUGAUGCUGAAAAUGGUGAACCUCAGGUAAAUGUCUAUCCCGCACCUGUUGUGGGGAUGGAGUUUGAAUCAUACGACGAUGCAUACAGCUAUUACAGUUGCUAUGCCAAGGAUUUGGGUUUUGCAAUUCGGGUUAAAUCCUCGUGGACAAAACGUAACAGCAAAGAGAAGCGUGGUGCAGUGCUCUGUUGCAAUUGCGAGGGUUUUAAGACGAUGAAAGAAGCAAACAGUCGACGAAGGGAAACGAGAACCGGUUGUCUGGCAAUGGUAAGGCUGAGGUUAGUAGAAUCCAAUAGGUGGAGGGUGGAUGAGGUUAAACUUGACCACAACCACUCAUUUGACCCCGACAGAGUGCAGAAUUCCAAGUCCCACAAGAAAAUGGAUUCAGGAACUAAAAGGAAGAUGGAACCAACUGUUGACGUUGAAGUGAGAACAAUCAAGCUCUAUCGAACACCUACGACUGACCCAUUAGGCUAUGGAAGCUCCAAUUCUAAUGAAGGGGAAGGUAGCCACCAAACAGAUAGAUCCAAGCGCUUGAAACUUCAAAAAGGGGAUACACAGGUUUUGUAUAGCUACUUCUCUCAAGCUCAGCUGAAAGAUCCGGACUUUUUCUACCUGAUGGAUCUCAAUGAUGAAGGAUUUCUUAGGAAUGUUUUUUGGAUCGGAUCUAGGUCCAGGGCUGCAUAUGGUUACUUUGGGGAUGUGGUAAUAUUCGAGUCCUUGUGUUUGUCAAAGAAAUAUGAAGUUCCACUCUUUUCAUUUGGAGGGAUAAAUCACCAUGGACAGCGUAUUCUCCUUGGUUGUGGUUUGCUUCUGGAUGAGUCAUUUGAAACAUAUAUCUGGCUGUUCAGGGCAUGGCUUACAUGCAUGUUAGGUCGUCCUCCACAAACCAUCAUUACUGACCACCAUUGUCAGACUAUGCAAAGUGCAAUUGCAGAGGACUAUGGAACAUUUGAAAUUAUCAUGAAUGCAACUAUCUAUGAUUCAUCAAAAGUAGAUGAAUUUGAGACGGCGUGGGACCAUAUGCUGCAGCACUUUGGUCUUGCAGGUAAUGAUUGGCUGAGAACUCUUUAUGAAGACAAGGAGCAGUGGGCUCCUGUUUACUCCAAAGAUACGUAUUUCGCUGGAAUUUCUGUUUUCCAGAAGGGAGAAUCUAUGGGUCCAUUUUUCGAAGGGAAUUUGCACCAACAGACUUCUUUGAAAGAGUUUUUGGACAUUUAUGAAUUAGCUCUCCAAAAGAUACAUCAGAAGGAAUCCCUUGAUGAUUCUGAAUCGAGAAAUUCAACCCCGCCAUUGAGAACAAAUAGCUAUUAUGAGUUACAGGUGUCGAAAGUUUACACCAAGAAGAUAUUCGAGAAAUUCCAGGAUGAAGUCGUGCUGAUGCCGUCUUGCUUCAGCAUAUCACAAGUCAAUGCCGGUGGUCCUGUGGUUACAUACACGGUGAAAGAACAUCGAGGGGAGGAAAAUCUCGAGGAUCCUAGGAACUAUGAGGUCAUGUAUGACAAAGCAGGAGCUGAAGUUCGCUGCAGCUGUGGCUGCUUCAGCUUCAAGGGUUACCUAUGUCGGCAUGCUUUAUAUAUUCUAAAAUACAAUGGCGUGGAAGAGAUUCCUUCCCACUAUAUUUUAGGUCGAUGGAGGAAGGAUUUGAAGCGAAUCUAUGUUCCGGAACUUGGGUCCAACAAUGUGGAUGCAUCUAACCCAGUUCAGUGGUUCGAUCAUUUGUACAGACGAGCCAUGCAGGUAGUCGAGGAAGGAAUGGUAUCUCAAGACCACUAUAUGGUUGCUUGGCAAGCAUUUAAAGAGUCAUUGAAAAAGGUCCGUCUAGUAGCAGAGAAACAUGUAUGAUAGACUUUUGUAAUGACGAUGGCAUGUUGUGCAUAUAAUUCUUUGUAGAUGGGAAAGGAAUUUCUUUCAUGGAUCCUAAUUCAACAGGUUCUUCUUUUGUGAGUUUGAUUUUUUACUAAAUGUGUCAUCACUACAAGAAUAAAUGGGUAGCUUAGCAAUGUGUAUUCUUUCUUAUUCUUGCAAAGAGACAGACACAGACAGUUUUCAUCUCCCGUUCUCUACUGGUAGAAAUAAGUCAAUUAGCGUAUAUACGUUGCAUGUAAAUUUGAUUGUACUUUCGAGUAUUUAGUUCUCUUCUGUUCAACAUAAUGCAGCAGCUGAGAAAGCUGUUGAGCCUUUAGUAGCAUCAGUGUUCUGUGAUGGUCAUUUACUUUACACUGAGAAGGCAUUGCUACAAACAGGCGAGAGCAUCUGAUUUGAGUUUAGCAUUCAAAUCUAUUCAUAUGUAUAAAGUAAUUCACUUAGCACUGAUAGAUUUCGAGGUUUCUGAGUUUGUUUGUGCACCUUCUUUGCUAUCGAGCUUCUCCUGGCAGUUGAAAGUCGGUUUCUUUGUACAAGGCCUUUGGUUUCCUAUUUGCAUCAGUUUCUUUCCUCUACUGCAACUGUUAUGCUGAUAACAUCGAAUGUAUAAGCUAGCUUCUAAAUUUAUCAGGUAUCAUAACAAGAGCUUCUUCAUCGUCAUAGUCUUGCUUUUGAUUCUUGUACUUAAAAACUCUGGUGCUGCAAAAUUUAAGUGUUGGAGUCAUUGACUUCACCGCUGCAAUGUUGUUCUAUGUCGUUUGCUUCAAUCAUGCAGUCACAGUAUAGCCUGUAACUAUAAUUCAAUUCAUUGAUUACAUGGUAGUCUUGAAUGCGUAAACAUUCAAGUGAGGUUUGAUCUCAAUUGUUUUCUGAUGCAGCAGCUAAGUUGUAGCGAACUAGUGAUGGUCAUGUUGCCGUCCAGUGGCUACCUACUUAUCUUGCAUCAAAAUUGCGUAAAAGGUUCUACCCAAAAAAAAAAUUGCGUAAAAGGUU